Molecule: messenger RNA, 2064 nt
Organism: Larimichthys crocea (large yellow croaker)
Lineage: Eukaryota; Metazoa; Chordata; Actinopteri; Sciaenidae
Gene: sytl3
Product: synaptotagmin-like 3
Exons: 13
Coding region: 409-1755 (448 amino acids)
Biological process (GO): intracellular protein transport; exocytosis
Cellular component (GO): plasma membrane; exocytic vesicle
Molecular function (GO): neurexin family protein binding; small GTPase binding
Source: RefSeq, a predicted model, not a curated record
GGAGCUCUGUCAGGGUAGAUAUCUGCGUCAUCGGGUGCCAGCAUUGUACUUCUUCGCUCACCUCCAGGGAAAUGAAUAUUAAAAGAGGGAAUUUCCGCGAAUGUCGGGGCAGUCGGUGAAGUUAAAUCAUCCGAGUGGAAGCUCUACAAUCUGAUAUAUCUGGCUCUGACGUGGAGAUCAAAAUCAGGAGAAGGGAGAUCUUAGCACAACACAGAAAACCCCCCAUGACUAUCUCUCUCUAUUUUUUUUACUCUCUCAGCAUCAGAAGACUAAAGAGGAGGCUCCAGUAAAGGGGAGGGUUAAAGAGAAGAGGAGGAGGAGACAGCAACAAAAAUAAAACAGUGAGGCAGAGAGGAAGAGAGGCAGAUAGAGAGGAGAGAGAGGACCGGCGAGACCGUUUGCUCAGAGAUGGAUUUAAGUUUGCUUCAAGCUCUGGAGAGAGAAAGAGUGCUGGAGGUUCUACAGCGAGACAAACAGCUGCGAAGCAUCGAAGAAGACAGAAUAAGGAGGAUGAAGUAUGAGCUCCAGGAGCUUCGAAGGAGAGGAGCAAAGAGUUUUGCCCGACAGUACGGCGAGCGGACCUGCGCCCGCUGCCAGAGGCCGCUGGGAAAGUUCUGGAACUCGGGCGCAGUCUGUCACGGCUGCAGCCACCGCAUCUGCAGCCGGUGCCGCGUGGGCGUGGGAACGGCGGACUGGAAGUGCACGGUCUGCCACGCCUACAGGGAGGUGAAGAUCAAAUCGGGAGAGUGGUUCUUGGACCAGAGGGCUCGUAAAUUUCAAGUCACCUCAGACAAAUAUGAGACUGUUGGAGAGAAACUAUUAAAAACCUACAACGUGCUGAGUAAUAUCUCAAUUGUACCUCCGACUCCUCCACCCAACAUGGAUUAUCACUUUCUGAGCAGAUCAGGGGAUUUAAAAAACUCAAAACCUUUCACCAAAUCUAUGGAAGAUCUGAUGCUCUCCUUCACCAGCCACAUUAAAAAGAUUUCCAGCUCGCAGAACGACGUGCGAGAAGACUUGCUGAGAGUUGAGAACUGUCGGAGAAUGUCAUGCUACACCACCCAGAAGAGCCUGUCCGACACCGACAUCAACAAAGCCGGCUAUCUCUUUAAAGGCCCCAGUCUCCCAAACCUGUUCAAGAGAAGCAAAGACAGCGACCAGGAAGGUUCCUCCACCGGGCCCGAGGAAGAAACCUCCUUCGGUUCCGAGUACUCCUACGGAAAGAGAGGGAGUAACAGCAGCAUCAGCACGGAGUGCGGCCUCUUCGAGAGCGUCGCCGUGGCGGGAGAGCUCGAGCUGGCUCUGGCCUACAACGCUGACACCACGUGUCUGGAGAUCACGGUGGGCGCCUGCAGAAAUCUCAACUACGGGGAUGAAAAGAAGAAGAAGUGUCACCCGUACGUCAAACUCCAAGUGCUGCCGGAAAAGAGCGGCAAGAUGAAGACGGCAGUGAAGAAAAACACGACUGAUCCGAUUUUUAAUGAAGUUUUAAAGUAUCACGUGGAGCGCCACCUGCUGUUUGGAAAGAGACUGCAGGCGUCUGUGUGGCACUCACGCACCCUGAAGAGGAAGACAUUUCUUGGCGAGGUCCUCAUCCCUCUGGACGGCUGGAGAUUUGAGGACAAGGCGUCCCAGUACUUCAACUGGUACCCGCUGUGUCCGAAGGUCGACGGUCCAAACGGAGGCGCCGUGGAUCACGACGGAUCAGAUCAGAUGUUCAAAGUCAAGUUGAGCUCCGGCAAUCAGGGUGUCUGACUCUGCAGAGACCAGGGGCGGUUCUCUGGACCUGAAACUGGAGCUGUGGGACCAAAAGCCCCUCCUGCCCCUCUGAGGGACCCCUAAAGACUUCCUUUAUCACAUCCUAUGUCACAUAAAUAAGCAUAUAAAUAAUUAAUAAUGGUUUCUAACUGAGUUGUAAGCAGACAUAAAGACAUCUUUAAGUGACUAUCAACUCCUCCUGUGAUGCAUUUGUGUCAGUUAAUGAACAACAUAACAUGAAAAUAUUGUAAUGUAUGUAUUUAUUUUACUGUAAUUAUAUUUAUUAAUAAAGUAUUUAUUGAUAAA